AUGAAUCAGGUUGAUGAUUAUGAAUAUUUUUGUCAUAGUUGUGAAGAUGUAAAAAGAACAAGUGAUGUUGAAAUUAUUUGUGAUGGGGAAUUAAAAUGUAAAAGUUGCAAUAAUGUUGGUUUUGUAGAAAAAAUUGAUGAAGACGAUCCAGUUAGUUUCCAUUCAGUUAAUUAUGAUAGGGAUAGUCAAUCAAAUGCCAAUAAUAGUGAUCAAAAUAAUCCAAAUAUUUCCAAUAGAAAUAGUAGUAAUAAUAAUAAUAAUACAAAUAGUAGUAACCAUAAUGGGAGAGUAGGAAAUAAUAGAAGUAGUAGUAACUAUCGAAUUGAAUAUACAAAUAGCAGUAAUGCAUUUAACCCUAAUGAUAACAUUUUUAGUGAUAUGAUGUUCUUCCGAAAUAUGUAUCAACAAAUAUAUAGCACCGGAUUUAGAACCGUUGAUGGUAAUAUAAAUUUUACUUCUAAUUUUGAACCCUCAUCGAAUUCAAACAGAUCUAAUGAUGUUAGUGCCGAGAAUACAAAUGGCAAUAAUGUCAGAAAUGUUAAUAAUAGUAAUGGAAACAGAAAUGAUUGGUUUAGUAGAGUUUUCUUUGGAACAAAUUCGAGGCCAUCCAAUCUAAGUAGUCACAACACUUCAAAUAAUAACAGCACUAACAAUGAUAAUAAUAAUGAUAAUAAUAAUAAUAAUAAUAACAAUAAUAAUAAUAACAAUAAUAAUAAUAACAAUAAUAAUAAUAACGGUGCUAACCAAAAUAACAAUAAUCGAAAUAUAAGAAAUCCGAGAAUUAUUACUCGAGCUAUAGAUAUAACUAACAUUCCAUUAAAUUCGCCAAUUAGAUUAAAUUUUCAUGAUAUAAUUGAUAAUAUUUUAACAAAUUCAUUUGAUAAUAUUUCUUUAGAUCAAGUAUUAACAAUUAUUAUGGAGAGCGACCCAUCCAGAAAUGGUCCUCCUCCAGCUUCUGAAGAAAUAAUAAAAAAUUUAAAAAUAGAAAAAUUAACAUUUGAAAGAGCUCAAGAAUUAGAAUCAUGUGCUAUAUGUAGAGAAGAAUAUAAAGAAAAUGAUCAAGUUCAUAGAAUAACAGAUAAUGAACGAUGUAGACAUGUUUUUCAUUGUGAUUGUAUUAUCCCAUGGUUAAAGGAAAGAAAUUCUUGUCCUACUUGUCGUUUUGAAUUACCUACUGAUGAUCAAGAAUAUAAUUGUAAAAGAGAAGAAUUAAGAGAACGAAUAAAUUCUGAAAUAUCUCGAAAUAAUUCUCUUAAUAAUUCGAAUAAUGUUGAUGUUGGUCAGGAUGAAAGUGGGGUAGGAACUAACAAUGAGGAAAGGAAUAACGAAAAUGAAAUGGAAGAAAAAACAGAUAAUGAUAAUGGAAAUAGAGAAUCUAAUGAUAAUGGAAAUAGAGAAUCUAAUGAUAAUGGGGAUAGAACUGAUUCUAGAAAUAGAAGAGGAAGUGAAUCAGGGAAUCGAACUGAAGCAAGAUUUUUACAAUUUGGUGAUGAACAUGAAUUAAAUGGGUUGGGUGAUUUUGCAACAAUGAACACAUCGUCAAUUAUACAAAAUAUUUUUAAUAAUUUUAUAAAUGGGUCAAAUAGUGAUGGUUCAGGAGUGAGUAGAAUAUUUUUUCCACAACAAGCAUCUAAUAGAAGUGUGAAUCGAAAUUCAGAUACAAGAAAUAUUUUUGAGGAAAGUCAAAUUCGACCUGAACAUGUUAUUGUUAAUAUAACUGGUUCUAUAGAUGAAAUAAAUGGAUUCCCAACUAGUAACAAUAAUAAUAGUAGCAACAAUAAUAAUAACAGCAAUAAUAAUAGUAGCAAUAGUAGCAAUAAUAAUAAUAGCAAUAGUAGCAAUAAUAAUAAUAGCAAUAGUAGCAAUAAUAAUAAUAGCAAUAGUAGCAAUAGUAGCAGUAGCAAUAAUUUUCAAAAUAAUGGGGGAAAUGAAACGAACACUAAUCAAGAAUGUGGAAAUAAUAACCAGGAGAAAAGUAGUUGUUCAAAUGAUGGGAACAGAUGUAACGAUAGAAAGAAAAAUGAUAUAAAUAGUGAAAAUUCGAAUGAAAUAAAUAAUCAAGGUCGAGAUAAUUCUAGUAAUGCACCACAUAUAGGAGAAAAUAUAUUUGGGGCAUCAAAUUUUUUUUCGAGCUCAAAUUUAUCAGGAUUACAAAGCUUAUUUGAUGGAAAUAAUUUAUUUGAUACUGCAAGUAUAAUUAUAACAAAUAUAAGUAAUCAUAAUAAUACACCAAAUUCUAUAAAUUCUAAUUCAGUGGAUUUUCCAAAUGUUUUUAAUAAUAUAAAUGAAUUUUGUACAAACAUUAAUAAUUUACAUGAAGAAAGAAAUGAAUCUAUUUCGACUCCUAUCGAUUCUAACAAUAUUCAAACUAGUAAUACAAAUGAUAAAGAAGAUCAAAAAAAUAAUUCUGAUGAUAUGGGAAAUAAUAACAAGAAUGGAACAAAAAAAAAUGAAAAAAGGAUGUAUGAAAAAGUGCAAUUAUCUUAUAAUGAUAGAGAUAAUAGCAGUGGUAGUAGAAGGAGUCGAAAUGAUGAUACUGAAGAAGAAAUAAUUCGAAAAAAAUAUAAAAACUGUGAAAAUUAUGAUGAUGAAAAUAAAUAUACUGAAAUGAAUGGGAAUAAUAAUAGGGAUAAUGAUAAGGAAAGUGAAAAAAAUGAAAAAUCGGAUACUUGUGUAAUUGAUAGUAUAGAAAAUAACGAAGAAAAUAAUGGUAACAAUAAUGAAUGUAAAAACCCAGAAAAGCAAAAAACUGUUAAAAGUUAUAUAUUUAACAAAUUUAACUGGCUAAAAGGGUAUGAUAAUAAUAAAGAAAAAAAAAAAAAAUCUGAAAAAAAUAAUGAAAAAAAUAAUGACAAACAGGAUUCAAACAUAAUGCAAGAUGACAACACAAAUUAUAAACAUGAAAAAGAAGCUAAUACAACCGAAUCAGAUAAAAUGAACAAAAAUAACAAGUCGGGAUAUUCGGUGCAAGACGGUGGAAAUGAAGAAACUAAUAAAAGUGAUACUUAUUUUCGGGGAACGGGAAAAGAUGAAAUUAAUGAUAUGAAGGAAAAUCUUAACAAUGAUUAA
Molecule: messenger RNA, 3069 nt
Organism: Plasmodium yoelii
Lineage: Eukaryota; Apicomplexa; Aconoidasida; Haemosporida; Plasmodiidae
Exons: 1
Coding region: 1-3069 (1022 amino acids)
Biological process (GO): ubiquitin-dependent protein catabolic process
Molecular function (GO): ubiquitin protein ligase activity
Source: RefSeq, a predicted model, not a curated record